Cucurbitaria berberidis CBS 394.84 is the source of this 1488-nucleotide messenger RNA. Its product is annotated as putative rRNA pseudouridine synthase. The coding region runs from base 1 to 1488 and encodes 495 amino acids. Gene Ontology annotation, cellular component: box H/ACA snoRNP complex. NCBI's taxonomy places the organism in Eukaryota, Fungi, Ascomycota, Dothideomycetes, Pleosporales, Cucurbitariaceae. The transcript has 4 exons. The record is from RefSeq and is a predicted model, not a curated record. Gene Ontology annotation, biological process: mRNA pseudouridine synthesis; box H/ACA sno(s)RNA 3'-end processing; rRNA pseudouridine synthesis. Gene Ontology annotation, molecular function: RNA binding; pseudouridine synthase activity.
AUGGCUCUCGUGCAGACCGACCCCGACGCGUACGUCAUCAAGCCAGCGGCUUCCGCGCCAGCCAUCGAUACCAGCGACUGGCCGCUGCUGCUGAAGAACUAUAGCGAUUUGCUGGUUCGCACAUCACACUACACCCCCAUUCCUAAUGGAUGUGCGCCCCUGUCGCGAGACCUUAAGCAGUACAUCAGCUCUGGUGUGAUCAACCUCGACAAGCCCUCGAACCCGUCCAGCCACGAAGUCGUGUCAUGGAUCAAGCGAAUGCUAAGAGUUGAGAAGACUGGCCACAGCGGUACCCUUGAUCCCAAGGUCACCGGCUGCCUCAUUGUCUGCAUCGAUCGCGCCACUCGUCUCGUCAAGUCCCAGCAGGGUGCUGGAAAGGAGUAUGUGUGCGUCAUUCGCCUGCACGACAAGCUUCCUGGAGGAGAGGCUCAAUUUGCCCGCGCCCUUGAGACGCUCACCGGUGCUCUCUUCCAGCGACCUCCGCUUAUUUCUGCCGUCAAGCGUCAACUGCGUAUCCGAACGAUCCACGAGAGCACGCUGUACGAGUUUGACAACGAGAGGCAGCUGGGUGUCUUCUGGGUGAGCUGCGAGGCCGGAACCUAUAUCCGUACGCUUUGCGUGCAUUUGGGUCUGUUGCUCGGUGUUGGUGCCCACAUGCAGGAGCUUCGACGAGUUAGGAGUGGAGCUAUGGACGAGACGAAGGAUCUAGUCACCCUGCACGAUGUACUCGACGCACAAUGGCUCCACGACAACAACCGCGAUGAGUCGUACCUGCGCAAGGUCAUCGCACCCUUGGAGAGUCUGUUGCUAAGCUAUAAGCGCAUCGUUGUCAAGGAUAGCUCAGUAAACGCUAUCUGCUACGGUGCCAAGCUCAUGCUUCCGGGUCUGCUGCGAUUUGAGAAGGGCAUAGAGAUUCACGAGGAGGUCGUUCUCAUGACCACCAAGGGCGAGGCGAUUGCGCUUGCAUAUGCGCAAAUGUCAGCGGUUGAAAUGUCAUCGUGCGAUCACGGCGUUGUUGCGAAGAUCAAGCGUGUCAUCAUGGAGCGCGACCUUUACCCUAGGAGGUGGGGCAUGGGCCCAGUCGCAACUGAGAAGAAGAAGAUGAAGGAGGCUGGCACACUCGAUAAAUUUGGCCGACCCAACGAGAAUACUCCCGCCAAGUGGAACACUGAGUACAAGGACUUCAACAGGAAUGACGUUGAUGGAUCCUCUGUGCCCGUCGCUCAGACCACAUCGACAUCCGACGUACUGUCCGCUCCUCCCGUCCCACCAACAGGUGCCACUUCAGGAGAUGAGGCCGAAGCGGUGGAAGCUGACAGCAAGAGCAAGAAGCGCAAGAGCCGGGGCGAUGACGACGACGAGGAUGCAGAAGAUAAAGCAGAGCGCAAGCGCAAGAAGAAGGAAGAGAAGGAGAAGAAGAAGGCCGAGAAGGCUGCGAAGAAAGAAAAGAGGAAGAGCAAGGGCGGUGACGACAGCGACUCGGACUGA